Acanthaster planci (crown-of-thorns starfish) is the source of this 6621-nucleotide messenger RNA. RefSeq lists its product as uncharacterized. NCBI's taxonomy places the organism in Eukaryota, Metazoa, Echinodermata, Asteroidea, Valvatida, Acanthasteridae. The record is from RefSeq and is a predicted model, not a curated record.
UCAGUGAUGAUACACCGCGUCGCAGUGGUUUGUGUAUCGUCGGGAAGUUCAGUUUGAAUUUAGGAAUCGAAAAAGAAGCCAGGAGAAGAAUAAUUAUCCAAAGGUUUAAACCCGUCGAUACUGGGGAGAAGGUUGCUGUGAUACAAGACCUCGUUCCUUUCAAACCACAGCGAUUACUUAUUGGACAAUGUUCACCGACCAUCUCUGUUGGAUGCAUGCAAGAUGGCUGUGACUUCGGAAUCAUCAACUGUGACCAAGUUUCCCCUUCGCACUUUCAACACCGGACCUGGCUUCCUGCCCAUCAGGGAACAGCUCGGCAAAAAAUCGGCCAGGGAGCGACUGGCAGAGAGCCGGUCAAAGUUUGUACGCCGAGGCAGCCGAGACGAGUUAGAAGACAACCAGGGAGACGAGAACCAGAGGACACCUGGCCAUGUGUUCAGGGCGGUCCCAUACGUCCAUGAGGGGGACAGGGAGCCCCAGCCUGUCAAAAAGUCCCGUCCGCGGGCACCCCCACCCAUCCCAGACAAACCUCCCCAAGUUAAACUGAUGAGGGGUGUGCGGAAAGGCAGUAGAGAUCGAACACUGGAGAUAGUGGAAGCUUCGCUUCGAGGCAGUUUGAGCCAGUCUUCCGAUGAAGUGACUUCCUCAUCCCAGGGAGUUGUCAGUAAUACGGGAUCGUCUCAUUCUGAUUCCCCACCAGAAAAUCUGAGUGGCGGUAGCCGUGUCCGUAAGCUGAAGGAGCAGUAUCUGAACAUUUUGUGCGCUGACAGCAGAAGUGAAGUCAGUCAGGGUCAAGCUUCCCCAGCAGAAUUUCAAAAGUCUGAUAGUUCGUCCAGUUCUCCGGUCUUGUUAAAGGGCAAUCUCCCCAGCUAUCUGAAAGAUUCCCACACAACUGCUUUCAAGGCCCCAUCUGAGGCAGAUGCCAUUGAGCCCGAAGAGGUUUUGUCACACCCAGGCCAUAGUUGUUCUGGGGAACCGAAAUUGCACGAGAGAGGAAACGCACAAGUGGUUGACACGCUAAGAACCUUGGGCACUUCCAGUGAAAAGGAACACAGUCUGAAAAGUGACUUGGGGAUGGUGUCCAACGCUAAACACCCUUCUUCAUUUGUUUCUCCCGAUGACCAGACCAGAAGACAGAUGGAGCGCUUCAAAGCCAGAUACGCCACCGACUUGGCAAACGAGAAUGGCCAAGAACGGAAGAUCAGCAAGAUUACCCUGAGGCCUCCAGGGCAGGCAGCCGAGAGAAAAGUACGGAGUGCUUCAGUGGAAGAGCCACCUUGGCAAACAUCAUCACGUGCUGUUAGACCAAGAUCGUAUACUUCCGAAGGAGAGAGUGGUGACCAGCCCAUGGAGGUUGCCUGUGAACAAGACACAUUUUCAAGGCCCUGCAUGCCGCCUUUUGAACUCUCAUCAGAAGGGGAUAAAAAACGCACUGAGAAAAUGAGGAAGGAUACCACAUCUCAGAAGUUUGUCUCAACAAGUCAUGGAGAAAGCUUUAGUGCAGAAAGGUUUGACCCAGACAUUUCUAGGCCAAUGACGUCAGAUGACGUAAGGCGACUGAGGCGAACCAAGGAGUUCAAUGUCUCUGGGAAGUCACCAGAGCGCUGGGGGGAGCUUGAAGAAACCAGCAAAAACCAGAGGUCUGUGCUUGAACAUGCUGUACAUCAUGGUGGAGACAGGGUACUAGGGCAAGUCAUCGGCAGCAUCUACCCAUCAAAGCAUUAUGUCAGCAAAAAGGCCUUCCAGUCCAGGCUGCAGCCCCAAGACUCACCCCAGAUUGAUUCUAAAGAGGAGAUCAUACACCGAAGAGCCAAGUCAGAUCUUGAUCACAGUGAUACAGUUCUUGGCUCCUCUGAAGAAGAAGCAAACUUCUGUCGUCCGAGACACCGCAGUCAGGAUGACAGAUUGCAGCAAGACACCAUCCUCCCACAGCCCACAAAAAAGGAUAUUGCUCAAAGCAUACUCUUUAAGUAUACCACGACCAGCCCAGUCAAAAAAAGGUCCUGGGCUCCAGUUAACUUUGGUCAAAACCAGAUCAGAAGCGAUGCAAACAAAAUGGAGGCACAAGUGAGCCUCUCUCAAAAUCAAAGGGCCUUAUCUCCUGACAUUUGCAUAGCUGGGGAAAUUGGCACGGAGUUGCAGACUCCACAGAGCUAUGGACUUCAGCAGAGCACAGCAACAAAGAUGUCACCAGAAGAUGGCCACGAGCGUGCAAAAUCACUGGUUCAGAGCUUCCUCAGUGGAGUCAUGAGCAGUCCAAGAGGUGGGGAAAUCUCACUCAGCCCGGCAAAAGGAGACACCAACAGAGCUGGCCAACCACAUAAUGACGGUAACGGAAAUCGCAUCUCCUCAGAAUCUUCAGAAAACCGAACACUGUCUGAUGACAAAAUACACACAGUUGGAACCCACUGGGCAUUUCCAGUGGAAAUUAGUGAUGAUGUAAACUUGAACACCUAUGAAGAUAAUGAAACUGAUUAUGAGGUGCAGGUUGUUUCAAAAGAUGUACAACUACAUGGACCAGUGCCUGAUGCGAGAGAACGUGGCUCAAUUUCUAAUAGAACAGAGAUGCAAGGGAAGGCAGAACACGGAAGGAAAUACUCGGAACAGUCUGUGGAAGGAUCAAGGUGCAGUGAGUUGGACAAGAGACGGAGGUUAAGUCACAACUCAGCCACGUCUUCAUCAAAGAAAGAUGAUGGCAAAGACAAGUCAACUCCUGACACAGAACCACAGCAAGUCAAGACAAUGAGCCUUUCAGACCUGGGUAAAAAUGCCACACGACGGCGUGCAAAUGGGACUGGAGUGGCCGAUAAAAUUGAUCUGUUCAGAAGCACCGAAGUGACAAGUACCAACCACAAUGAAACGUAUUCCAAGUGGUCUGCACCUGCAAACCCCAAUAGAGCUCGAGGGGAGGAGUCGGAGACAGACAGUGAUGAAGCGGAGCUCCGUCGGAGUAAAGUCCUGCGGGUGAAAAAGCCCCAGCGGCAGGCCGAUCAGAAGAAAGAAGAUGACAAGGCACUGCAGAAUCUGCUCUCUCGGAUUAUAAAUCCUGACGACGAGCUAAACACCCUCAAGAGGGGGCAAAAAUUGCAUGUAAAAGCACUGGAAAUUCCUGUCCAACAAGUAACUCACAAGUCUAGCAGCAGUAGCAGCUCUGAAGGAUCUGAAGACAAGGCAUGUAGGAAGAGGAUCUUGGCUGCACAGAAGAAGCCUGUGCCAAAGAUUUACAAUGUGAAUCUUCAUGCCAGUAUCCACAGGCCCCUCCCAAACUUUGACAGCAGGCAGAACCGGAAUAUUCAAGCCGCACAUCGUGAAGGUCCAACUUCACGGCCAGCACCGCUCUCUUCCCCCACGAGGUGGGAAUUCUUGCGCCGACGCUCCAAGUCAGACCUAGGGGUGACCAGUCCCAGCUGCUCCCUCUCCAGUGCCCCCUCGGAGGUGGAGCGCUUCUUCAACCAGAUGGGGCUGAGCGAGAGCUUCCUCCAGAGCCCACUCUCUCCGUUGCUGUACAGUGACGAGGACGAGGUGUUCCACGACAUGCACGAGUACAAGCACACCCGGGAGGAGGAUGACGACGAGGGUGGCAACUUCAGCACCGAGAACUCGGACAACAUCUCGCAGGGGAGCAAAGUGAGCGAGGAGGGCCUGGGCCUGGCGAAGAAGCUCCCAGACACAACCCAGUCCAUCAUCACCAAGAACGCUCGGGUCAUCAAAUGGCUGUGCCAGAUGAGGAAAGCACGAGCGGCCAGCAUCUCCUGAUCCUCCCAGAUGGUGUCUACCACCCUAAGGCUCUCUACUGGCUGGAAGUCUUGAGAAAUUCACUGAAGGAUUGUCGGCAACCGGCAGAGUGCAAAACAGGAGAAGCUUCGGGAUAUUCAAUUACACCUUGCCUUGCUUCACUUAGCUGUAGAGAAGUCCGAUGCGCGCAUCUCAAUCGAAUCAGAGGGAAUUUAUUCAAGGGGUCACACUUUCAAAUUCCAUCAUGUCCGUGCUUUUACAAACUGUACACUCACAUGUACAAAAUGGACUGCUAAUGUACGUGUAUUAACCAAGGCUGCAUCCAAAUCUGUUGUUUAGAGAUAGGUCUAGGUCUUCUUUCCGUUGGAAAUACACUAAGACACGUAGACAGUACACCUAUCUGUAGCUCUGGCCUAAGUACCCAAGUAAAGCCUGCUCCAAAUUACCAGUUACUGCUGCUGAUUGUACCAAAGCUCUUUUGCCUUGUAAUUAGUAUUGUGAAGUUAGCGAUUUUUGGAUCAAUUUGGCCUUGUGGUUGAUGCUUUAGAAAACAAAAACCGAAAACAAAAUAAUCUUAAGUCCAGCUGUGUUCCAAACCUUGGCUUUGUCGUCUUUUGGCCUGCAGGGUCGUUUCAUGAUAUCGCUUGGAGACCCUUAAAAAAGCUCAGUCGAACUUUGUUUUUUGCUGGGGGUGCGUCCUGUUGUUUUAAUUACGAGACCAAACUUUGGAUAAUGUUCUUAUUUGAUUUGUACAGUAAAUGUUCCAAACUACUUGUGCAGGCAUGCAACUUUCUUUGAUCAGCUGAUUUUCUGGUUUCCAUUGAAAAUUGGAAAAUACUGUACAAAGCCUUGUCAAGAUUGGGGUUUCCUCUCUUUUUGUAAAGCCCAAGUUUCAUGCCCACUUGCGGAGCUUGCAAAAAAGCCAAAGAUAUGUGAAGCAAUCUGGAAAAAAAAAAAGGGCAUACAGUAAAAUUUAAGAGCACAGUUUGCUCUUGCAUUUUACAGAUAGGGCCAAUUUCGUGGCUCUGCUUAUACACAUGUGCUCUUCUGCUACACACAGGAACUCAAUGCUCAGUAAAGGUUACCAACCAAAGUGUACAUAAUACAUGUGUUAACAGUCAAGUCUGGUACUUUGCUCAGCAGUGAUUGCAGCUUCAAAGAAAUUGUGUGCUUACCAUGCAAGCACAGAAUCUUUCAGAGGAGGAUGUAUCUAUGUACAUAAUACAUUCUGGUUUUUCCCCCUUGUGAAAUAAGCCACUUGCUAGUAUCUUGAAAUGUCUGCUGUGAAGUAUUCUGCUGUACCUGUACAUUUACUUUACACAGUGCGUGUCUCAGUGAGUAAAGCUGAAAAAUCAGGCCCAGGUCUUCUCUCUGUCAGAUUGAAGAAAGUUUAAUGUGUUCUGGGUAUGUUUACCCUUUACUUUUAAAACCAUGCAAUUUCAGGAUUGAUCUAAGGAAGUUAACAAGAGCGGUACCUAUACAUGUACAUGUAGCUCUGAAAAGCGUUCAACAAAAUUGUAGGGACAAGUAGUUUGUAUUCAAUUCUGUGUGAUGUCAGUGAUGAUGCUGGGUUUCUCAAGACAAAAAAUGGCUACAGCUAGUAAAUUGUGCAUUAUAAAAAUUUGUACUAAAAGAUUUCUUGAAAAGCUCAUGUACAUAAUAGCCAAAGUGCUUUGACCGCUGAGGGCAUUUAUAGAUAAAAUUGGUUUUGUAUGUACCUGUGUAAUUAUUUAUCAUAGAUGGACGCAUCAGAGGGUUGGACAGUUUAUAUGGUAUGCCUUAACAUGGAGAUAGGAGCAGGUUAGCGUUUACAGUACUAAGAGGAGAAUCAUUUAUGCUUUGAAUCUGUGGUAGGUGGUUUAAGAGGCAGUCACGUCAAGGUUUUUUCACAAUGAAACUACUCUGUACAUGUACCUUGGAUGCGACAGUGUCGAAUUCGGUUUAUUUUACCACAAAAUGCUGUGUUAACUUUGUUUAAAAAUUGCUAACGGGCUGAAUUUCUCAGAUACCCGCCUUUUGGUCCAAGAUGGCUUUUUUGUUUACAAAGGAAAUGUUGAGGGAUGUUGCAUACGGUACAUUUUCUUCGUGGCCAUUGUUAUAGGUUGCUUAUUCUACUUGAACUGCUUUAAUAGUUAAGUUUGAUUUUGUCCAAGAUGUCCAUAGUAUAAGAUUUGAAAAUCUCCAAGAAAUGCCUUGAUGAUUAGAAUUGGACUUCUAGCAACAAUUACCGGUGAUAAAGUUUUGAUGCUCCUUUGGGAUAAUUUUGCCACCUUGCACCAAAAUUUGCAAGAGUGUUAUGCAUUACCCCACGUAGACAUGUUAAUUGGUUGAUGACCAGUUUAAGUAAUGUGUGUGAAUUCUUUUCUUUUGAAGCCAGUUUCGACUAUCUAGUCAGUAGAGUGGUGCUUGUUGGGCUGUGCAAGGUGGUUUCUGGCAGUUACGCAACGGCUGUCAACAGUCUUGCCAUGGAUUUUUAAAAAACCUUUUUAAGGUCUGCUUUUUCUGGUUAAGAACGAAUUCUUAAUCCGAGCGUGUUGCCAUGAUCCCUGAAAUUAUGAAGGCUCUGCAGUAGACUUGAUUCAAAGUACGGGACUGAGCUUUGUCCGUAGGCCUUGCCGUGCCUCCCUAGUCGCUUUUGUAGCAAAGUUGUCCAUGUUUUUCUUCUACAUUUUUGACAGCAGAAUAAGCAGGGCCAACGAUGUGCAAAUAACUGAAGACAUUCUUAGGAAUAUGUUGUAGCUAUACUCUCUACAACCGGUGAGUUACGGAUAGCCAUCGACAGGGCAGAGUGUGACUCGAAUUAACUCUUGUAUAUGUAUUUAUUGAAACCGAAUUGCUGGAUGCCAUAGAUGUAAAAUAAAAACAAAACCACUUCUUUAAUAGAAA